Molecule: messenger RNA, 1476 nt
Organism: Trematosphaeria pertusa
Lineage: Eukaryota; Fungi; Ascomycota; Dothideomycetes; Pleosporales; Trematosphaeriaceae
Exons: 1
Coding region: 102-1148 (348 amino acids)
Biological process (GO): canonical NF-kappaB signal transduction
Source: RefSeq, a predicted model, not a curated record
CCAUUCACUCAUCAACGCAGUCGGCAACACAGCAUCUCUCCCUCGCUGCAAAACGACCUCCAUCUUCAUGCACAUCUGGAACCUAGCACAUAGUCCGCACCAUGGAGGAGCCGGCUAGCGACAAACAUCAAGAAAAGGACGCAUAUGGCGGCUCCAAGGCGACCAAGUUUCACUUCAAACCGAAGUCCGAACGUUCAAAACGACGCCACAGAGCAAAUGACGACGGAGACUACCAUGAAGAGCAACGGUCUAAGCGACGCCGAUCCGAGAGAGACCCUGAAUCACGACGCAGCCACCGAGAGCCGAAGCGCAAAGAUAAGCAUCGCCGCUCUGACUACGACCGUAGCUUCGCCCGAAAUGGCGAGUACAAUGACCCAGACCACCGUUAUCGCGAGUCUAUAUAUGAUGGCCUGGAUGGCGAGGGCCUCCGCUCGCCGGAGGCUGAUCCCGACGAUGCCUUUCGCGAGUCGCUCUUCGAUGCGCUCGCCGAUGACGAAGGGGCGGCAUACUGGGAGGGCGUGUACGGACAGCCCAUACACGUAUACCCCAAUACGAAGCCUGGUCCGGACGGCAAGCUGGAGCGCAUGAGCGAGGAAGAGUACGCGGAGUAUGUUAGGACUAAGAUGUGGGAGAAGAGCCAUCAGCACAUCCUCGAGGAACGUGCGGCAAGAGAGAGAGCUCGCCAGAAACAGAGGAGGCAGCAGGACGAUCUAGAAGAAGAGGCUGACGGGGAGGAAGAGGAGCGGGAGAAAGUACGGCGUCAAAUGGAGGAAAGUCUGAGGCGUGGCGAAGCGCGGAAAAAGGCCAAGGAGGCAGAAGUAUCGUGGGUCAAUUAUUUAAGAAAGUGGGAAGAUCUCAAGAAUAAGGCUCUUGCCCAGGAGCCUGAAAGUGGGGUACGGGAGACCAUCCCCUGGCCAGUGGCAUCAGGCAGAUCCAAGCACGUCGAGAAAGACGAGAUCGAGCGGUUCCUGAAGUCCUCUAGUGCUUGGAGAGAGGACGCGGUUGCUUUGCUGAAAGCGGAGCGAGUCCGGUGGCAUCCCGACAAGAUGCAACAGCGCUUCGGGCAGCAUAUCGAUUCCGAGACGAUGAGACUUGUCACCGCUGUCUUCCAAGUCAUCGACAGACUGUGGAACGAACGCCGGACGUAGUGGUGACACUACGGUGCGUCACUGUCUCCCGAUACUUCGGGCCUCGCUGCCGUCUAACAGUGAUCCUGCAAUCAAAGCCAGAACGCCUCCACCGAGGCUUUGCCUCUUUCUUCGACAAACCGUACCCCUUGGGCUCGACGCGGACAGUCUCCAGUAUUCAUCGCUCUUGGAGUCAUUGCGCCCAUUCCUUAGCCGAGCUAUGCCAGGGUGUUUGUCGACCUGCAAGCCUCGUUCUUGCCAUCGUCAAAACAGAUGCCCUUAAUAAUAGCAUUCGUCAAACCUGGUCAUGUCGUCCCUGAGUAUUUUGAGACGGGUGUAAAUCGGAACA